Cololabis saira (Pacific saury) is the source of this 2016-nucleotide messenger RNA. RefSeq names its product 14-3-3 protein epsilon. Gene Ontology annotation, biological process: signal transduction. NCBI's taxonomy places the organism in Eukaryota, Metazoa, Chordata, Actinopteri, Beloniformes, Belonidae. The transcript has 7 exons. The record is from RefSeq and is a predicted model, not a curated record. Gene Ontology annotation, cellular component: cytoplasm. Bases 150 to 872 code for a protein of 240 amino acids.
CCAUCUUUACGCCAGUGCUGCCGGUGGGUCUUCGGCUCGGCGGAGCGACGGUACUGCUGCUGGUCCACCCCCCCACCUUACCACCCCACCCCACCCCAGGAAUCGCCGAGCGGCCGCUAGCCUAGAAGCAGCCUCGCCACCAGAGCACCAUGGCGGACAGAGACAACCUCGUAUACCAGGCGAAGCUCGCCGAGCAGGCGGAGAGAUACGACGAAAUGGUGGAGUCGAUGAAGAAGGUGGCCGGCAUGGACGUGGAGUUGACGGUGGAGGAGAGGAACCUGCUGUCGGUAGCGUACAAGAACGUGAUCGGGGCCAGGCGAGCCUCGUGGAGGAUAAUCAGCAGCCUCGAACAGAAAGAAGAAAACAAGGGCGGAGAAGACAAACUGAAGAUGAUCCGCGAAUACAGGAAAACGGUUGAGAAAGAACUGAAAUCAAUCUGCAACGACAUCCUGGAUGUACUGGACAAGCACCUCAUUUUAGCUGCAACCACGGGAGAAUCGAAGGUUUUCUACUACAAAAUGAAGGGAGAUUACCACAGGUACCUGGCAGAGUUCGCCACGGGCAACGACAGGAAGGAGGCAGCUGAGAACAGUCUGGUAGCUUACAAGGCCGCCAGCGACAUCGCCAUGAUCGAACUCCCUCCAACGCACCCCAUCCGCCUGGGACUGGCCCUCAACUUCUCUGUUUUCUAUUACGAAAUCCUCAACUCGCCAGAUCGUGCCUGCAGGCUGGCGAAGGAAGCAUUUGACAACGCCAUCGCAGAACUGGACACGCUGAGCGAGGAAAGCUAUAAAGACUCAACACUUAUCAUGCAGUUGCUACGUGACAACUUGACACUAUGGACCUCAGACGUUCAGGGAGACGAUUCUUAAGGACAGUCCUCUUCCUCCCCUCUUCUGCAUUGUACAAGUGUAUUUUGUGAAGAACAGAACAAAGAAGCACUGCAAGAUGCAGAGGACGAAGCCCAGUGAGACUGAACAACACAGAAGAGCCCUCCUCUUCUUCUUCCUCCUCCUCCUCCCAGCACUCCCUCUUUUCCCCAGCUCCACUUUACAGCUGGGUUAUUCUUCAGCCCUCUCUUGCUCCAUCCCUCCAUCGUCGUCCUCUUUCUACCUCCCCGUCUCCCCCUUCCUCCCCAUAUGCACGUUGCCCCCCCUGUCCACUCCGGUCCUUGUUUCCGCUACCCAGGGUCUUUCCUCCUCCUGCCACUCGUUCCCUUUAAGGUUCAUGUCCUCUUUUACUGUUUUUACUUUGCUUUACGUUGCUGUAUCAUCUGUUGCCAAGUGUGCUUGCCUGUGUUUGUAACACACGUAUGCAAGAGUUUAUUUAAAGACGACGCUUAACUGGUUUUCCUGUGUGUGCGUGUUCAUGACCGGCGUCUUUCUCCGUGCUGUCAGAUUCUGAAAGACCGUAGUCAUCAUAUUUAGGGAACAUAGCAGCGGUGGAAGACUGAAAAGGGAUGCUUUUAGCAAGAACUAAGUGCCCUCUUUGCUUUAUGGUUACGAAACCUGCUGCAACCAGAGCUCAUCAGUAUUUGUUUUCGAGACAAACACCAGAAUGUCCCCUUCUGAGCAUCGCUGACCUGUCCUACGUCCACCAUCGGGCCGAGUAUCGUUGCUGGGAGGCUGCAGCGCUUUCGCUAAUGGCAGAUAGUUAGGUAAUGGCUUUUUAACAGUGAGUGUGUGCGUGUGUUGGUGCGUGCAUGUGUGUGUGCGUGUGUGGGAGGGGAAUGCUCAACACUCUUGAUUGUAAUGUAAUGCAGUUUUUGCAUUGGCACUAUAAAACUAAAACAAGUUUGGGAAACGGAGGCCUGCUGUAUCCUUACUCCGCCAACUCUUUCAGGUUUCCUCGUCUCGUCUCUUCUCUCAUUUCUUCUCUUCCUUCUGUUCAGUGUAACGUGAAUCUGAUUUGUACUACUGGAUAUUCUCACCGGAGCCACAAGUACCAUCUGUAUUCUUACUGAAACACAGCAUGGAAUUAACAUUAAACUUCAAAUUGAAAAAAAAAAAGGUUCAA